This is a messenger RNA of Micropterus dolomieu (smallmouth bass), 3592 nucleotides long. RefSeq names its product transmembrane protein 200C-like. The transcript is spliced from 3 exons. Lineage: Eukaryota; Metazoa; Chordata; Actinopteri; Centrarchiformes; Centrarchidae. Bases 1 to 1335 code for a protein of 444 amino acids. The record is from RefSeq and is a predicted model, not a curated record.
AUGUGUCAGGAGGCAGUAGAACGUGUCAGGGGGCAGAAGAACGUGUCAGGGGGCAGUAGAACAUGUCAGGAGGCAGUAGAACAUGGAGGACAGAGGGGGGGGGGGCCGGGAGUGGAUGAAGGAGACGACACAGAAGGAGGAGAGGAAGAAGAAGGAGGUGACGAUGGAUUUAACAUCAAAGAAAACAUGAACGGGACGACUCCACAGCUUCCACAAGGCUUUCUGCAGGACUUUUUGGACAGGUAUCUGUACUCUGAUAGGCUGAAGGUCUUCGGCCCUCUCAUCAUGGGCAUCGGGAUUUUCCUCUUCAUCUGUGCGAACGCCGUCCUGCACGAGAACCGCGACAAGAAGACCAAGGUCAUCAACCUGCGGGACAUUUACUCCACCGUCAUCGACCUCCACAGCCUCCGCAAACCCAACUCCUCCGCCCGCCGCUCCUCCGCCAACCCCCUCAAUGGCCUCGUUAACUACGUCCAAUCAAAGAGCCUGGAGACCAAAUCCAGGGCAUACCCCGCCUCCCUGAUGAGCAGGAGGGAGGGAGGGACGGGAGGAGGAGGUGGGGGUGGUGAUGGAGGUAACACAGUGUUCAGUAUCUACCGUGAGCAGCCAGAAGCUCCUCCUCCUCCUUCCUCCUCCCAAAGACUCUCCCUCCCCCCCAGCCUCAGCCCCCCCCACCUUCCCACAUGCUGGACCUCCCUGCAGAAGGAGGCGCUCAGUUCCUUCACCUUGCCUUUGCGCCACCCACGCCCCCCUGCCCCCCGCAGGAGGCACUCAGCUCGGGCGGGGACGGGCCGGGGCUGGGGUGGGGCCCCAGGAGGAGAGGAGGUGCAGGGGAGAGAGGAGGGAGGCCACAGACAGGAAGAAGAGGAGGUAUCUGCACGUCCACCACCUCCUCUGUGCUCCUCCACGCCCCCCCCACUCAGACCAUUCCAGGGUUCCUGCAGCUCCUCCAGUCUCCACAGGGAGGCCCCAGGAGGCUCCCAGGCCCUGCUCCUCCUCUCCUCCUCCUCCCUCACCCCCUCCCACCUGUCGCUCUCCUCCCUCUUUCAUCUCCUCUUCUCCUCCUCCUCCACGCCACCCCCCCCCUGCAGGAGGCGGAGCCUGCCGACCGCCAGCAGCACAACAGGUUACAGCAAACUGACGCACGGAGAUGACCAAUCGUUUGAGUCGAUCACGUCACCGUGCCGUGUGACGUCACAGGGUGGGGCUCAGAGGACAGGGGAAGUGACAUCACACAGGAAGUACUCCAACAGGGAGAAGCUGAGGAUGAUCUCACAGGUGGAUUCUGGUCUGAGGAGGGAGGAGGAGGCGACCAAUCAGGAGCUGCCUCAGUGAUAAACAGCACAACUCUGAAGUCAUGUGACUUUUUAAUGACAUCACAUCAGGAGGGAUUGCGUGGUGAUGAAAUGGUUAAAGGAUUGUGGUUCAUGGCGUAGCAAUAAGGAGUCUUCCAGCACAGCGUGAUGGACUUCCAUUAAACAGCUUGUUAUCUGACUGAGACGCGGGAAUGUUUUUAUACUAAUCUCCACGUGUCCGACAGGAAAUGUUUUGUGUGUGGAGGUCGCCACACUGGGGGGCGGGGCCACCUGGAGGACAAGUAGGGCCACGGCGGGGGGCUUUCAUAUCCAGGGGAAAACAGAAAAGUUUAACUACUGAUUUAAAAUGUGUCUUUACAGAAAGAGAACAUGUUCAGAGAUGAAAGUGUUUUCUGCUGCUGAACGUCAGAGUGGGAACCUUUAACCCUUUAACUCCCGCAGAGCCUCCACAGUAAGGCCACAUGACGACAAGCUAAAUGUAAUGUUUAUCUCACUGACAUCGUGAUGUCUGCUGAAGACAGACCUGAGGAGUUCAGACUCACAGUCAGACUUUAAAGACCUGCUUUCAGUUUCUGGUGGUCCUGGCGGCCCCCGGUGGUUAAAAGCGGCAGUGGUUCCAUCACUUUGUGUCGAAAACGUCUUGAUCUGGUGCGUUGUUUGUCGUGGAGGCGAGUGAAAGAAAGACAAAACUUAAUUUUACUAGUCUCUCUUUUUUUUAAACAGCUGUUAGCAGGACACAUAGCAACGAGCUAACGCAUCUAUUUGUGGUUCUGUGAGAUUAAUAACUGUAACAUGACGACGGCGCUCCGUUCAGACACAAGGGUACGUGUCAUUUUGUUGAGAAAGCUGAAGUUAGCUUUGCUUCCUGGUAAUGUCUUCAUUAUAAUACGUUGUUGACAGUAAAGCCCACCACGAGGAUACCUCCGUCUGCUGGAGACACAGCACACACCUGUUUUGGAGGAAGAGGACCAACUCAGGUAAUUUUGAAUCUUUGAAAUCCCACAGUUCUUUCCAUCGCUUGAACGAGUGAGCGAGGUGGACUAGGCUUUUUGCUCACGCUUUAUCAAUGUCCUAUUUCAGCCGUAACCACAAAAUAUAAGGUCAAAAACAAAAAGCUCAAAAGACAAAUCUCCCCAGCUUCCUCCGAACAUAGGCUCUGUGUGCCGGAAAAGAACUCCUUGUAGUACGUUAAAUUUCAGUAAUUACAAGUGAAAAUACAAACACUUUUAAAGUCUUUUAAAAUCAUCAAGUGAAAUUUUAGUUUUUGCAGCUCAGUCCGUCUGUAGAGAGUUUAGUGUUUGAAGCAGUUAUUCCAAACUCAGCUGACGUUAAAACAUCCUGAGACCUGACAAUGCAAGCACUAUUACAUUGCAACUAUUUUAAUGGGAGAGCCCUGAAGAGUUCGGAUAAAGGCCGUUGGCUAGAUAAAUGACCUAAAGAAUAACAGACAUUUAGUUUUGUCAGAGUUUAAAACAGCUGAUGUUCAAUGAGAUCUGAAACGUAUCAAAGAACCUGUGGCAUAUAAAACAGUAUCAUCUGCAUAAAAAUGUACAUGACAGUUUGGAGUGGCAGAGAUAAUAUAGUUUAUGUACAUGUUGAAUAAAAGUAGCUCUGGCUCAGGAGGUACAUCACACGGUUGGCGGUUCGAUACCCACCUCCCCCCAAACUGCUCCCGAUGCUGACCACGUGAGCGUUAGCUGGCUGGCAUUGCUGUGUUACUGGGUGAAUUGUAUAAAUGCAGCCGUUUACCAAGAACAGAGCCUUGUGGGAAACCUUUACUAACCUGAAGAGCACUAGGUUUGGAACCGCUGGUAGAGAAACCUGACACCAUUUAAUGGACAUUUAGUCGCAGCAAGGAUAGUUGUUCUGGUAAAAUAAAUGUUGUUCUGGUAAAAUAAAUGAACAUGGGAUGUUCAACACAUUCAGAAAUCAGAUUCUUCAUUUCUGUAUUGAAUGACAAUGAAGUAAAACGUUGAACAAUCAGGAGCAGAGUGGCUGUUAAAGGGUUAAAGGAUCAUGCGUGGCCCCCCAGUGAGGAAACUGUUCUCUAUAAAUGUUUUCAUCAGCAUGUAACUGUUAGAAAUAUAUGUGAGGUGUAAGCUCUGACUGCGUCGUUGUUGUUACUGUGAAGUGAAAGCUGUAGCUAACCGAUGUCUUCCACUGCAAGCUAAACUUGCAUCAGCUGAACAGCACACCGUCCAAUCAGCUGACCCUGCAGGUUCAGCAGUCUAUCAGCAAACAUCAUCAAUAACUCCAAAUAAAGCACAUGAAGUUCA